GAGACAAGAAUCAUGGAACUUUAUCAAGGAGAGCAGGAGCGAUGGGUGAAUGCCACUAAAGAGAAAAUAUGUGAGAAUAGUUGAGUGGAAAACAACUCUAGUCUGCUGCACCAGAUUGUUGAUAUCAGUGAUGUGGACAGUGAAGGUGGUUGGCCUGGGGGUGGUGGCCCUCUCUCUGGAGCUGCUUGCCUGGUUCCUUCGUCGCCGCAGGCCUGAGAGAACCCUGAAUGAGGUCCUCUUCUUCCCUUCAGAAAUGACCUGUGUGGAGCACUUCUUCCGUCCCUCUUCACCUCAUUCCUGUUUCUGCUCGUUGCCUCAUGGUAUAGAGACCUCUUUCGCCCGUCUUCUCCACCACCUCCUAUCUGCAACAUCCUCUCUGGAUUUGUGUGUUUUUGCCUUUUCGAACAUGGAUCUAUGCAGGGCUAUACUAGCCCUGCAUAGAAAGGGCAUUAUCAUCAGAGUCCUCACUGACAAGGACUAUACCGCCAUCACUGGCUCUCAGAUAGGGAUCCUCCGCAAGUCUGGGAUCUGUGUGCGGUGUGGCGUGGGCUCUGUGUACAUGCAUCACAAGUUUGCAGUGAUGGACCAUCGGCUCCUCAUCACCGGCUCCCUCAACUGGACGCUGACAGCAGUGCAGAGCAACAUGGAGAACAUCGUUAUCACUGAGGAGCCAGAGCUGGUGCAACCCUUCAUCAAGGAGUUCCACAGGUUAUGGGUGGACAGUGAUCCAGCUCGAUACCACCGAUCAAUUGACCAAAAACCUGCUCAGUCAGAGCUCAUGAGAGAGCUUUGAGGUAGAAGGUGUGCAUCUAAAAGCUCU
This is a messenger RNA of Seriola dumerili (greater amberjack), 820 nucleotides long. It is a transcript of the gene pld6, whose product is annotated as phospholipase D family member 6. Gene Ontology annotation, molecular function: RNA endonuclease activity producing 5'-phosphomonoesters, hydrolytic mechanism. NCBI's taxonomy places the organism in Eukaryota, Metazoa, Chordata, Actinopteri, Carangiformes, Carangidae. The record is from RefSeq and is a predicted model, not a curated record. Gene Ontology annotation, biological process: piRNA processing. The coding region runs from base 50 to 793 and encodes 247 amino acids. The transcript has 4 exons. Gene Ontology annotation, cellular component: mitochondrion.